Molecule: messenger RNA, 522 nt
Organism: Cladophialophora immunda
Lineage: Eukaryota; Fungi; Ascomycota; Eurotiomycetes; Chaetothyriales; Herpotrichiellaceae
Exons: 1
Coding region: 1-522 (173 amino acids)
Source: RefSeq, a predicted model, not a curated record
AUGGCCACCGAUCCACUCGAUGACCUCCUCGAACUCGAGAAUGACUAUUACAAAGAAGGCUAUGAUGCCGGUGUGGCUGAUAGUACCUAUGCCGGUUUGAUCGAAGGCAAGGUAUUUGGCAUUGAGAAAGGGUACGAGAAAGCCUUGGAACUGGGCAAACUACAUGGCCGGGCUCUGGUUUGGCGAGAACGAUCAUCCUUCUCGGUGAAAGAGGUGCCCGAGGAAUCUUCCACACCAGAAAAUUCUGAUUCUUCGAGGCUGGGAGACAUCAUCAAAACUCUUUCGCAGCUAUCAGACAACACCCGCUUCCGAAGGCACGUAGAGGGUCUGCGCACUGCUUCUGACAGCGCGACCAUUGCCAAGGACAACUCGGACGAAGCAGUGACAGAGUUUGACGACCGAGUUGCGAGGGCGAAAGCAAAGGCCAAGGUCAUUGCGAAUAUUGUUGGAGAAUCACUCAACUCAACCUCGGCCUCAAAUGUGGGCAUUGAAGAUGCCACUGGCCUGCAAGCUCGACACUGA